Molecule: messenger RNA, 2364 nt
Organism: Odontomachus brunneus
Lineage: Eukaryota; Metazoa; Arthropoda; Insecta; Hymenoptera; Formicidae
Product: 26S proteasome non-ATPase regulatory subunit 5
Exons: 2
Coding region: 327-1850 (507 amino acids)
Biological process (GO): proteasome assembly
Cellular component (GO): cytosol
Source: RefSeq, a predicted model, not a curated record
CACUGAGGAUAAAUGAUACACAAAGAGGUUCGAGUCGCGAUUAAAAAAAAAAUGGUUCCUACUUUUUACGACAUCUGACGGUAAGGAAGGAGAUUUACAGUAUUAAUUUAUAACAGGCAAGACACGGAGCGCGCAACCUGCACGCAAUUAACAAUUAUACGAUUCAUUGUCGAUUUAUACGGAGUAGUUUUAGUCCAAGCGUGGUGAUUCCGUGCUUUCUCAAACGUGCCUCCCCUAACCGGGAGGGGAACGCAACAACUCGCCUGUUCACACGACAGCUUGACGAGCCGGAGUUGCUGUGGAAGCGAAUUGUCAAUGAGCCGACCAUGACGGAAUGGUAUCAAGCGAAGAUCUCGCGUUUGUGCGAAUUGAACAAUGUCGAGGAAAAGAAGGACGUUCUGACGGACAUCAAGAUUAAGUUCGGCAGUUUGAGUAAUCGGGACGCCGAGCAGGUAGCCCGGAGCUUGGACUACGGACCUCUCUAUUCGCAGCUAACCUCGAGUGACAGGUACGAUGACAGAGAAGUCAUAGAACAGAUAUGCGACAUCCUAACUAUUCUGUUCAGUGUGUUAGAACCUGGAGAAAUAUAUCAGAGAUAUUUAGUAGAAGUCUCCACAUUGUUGACCAAUCCAAACGCCAGUGUGAGACUGCUCAUGCUGCGUGAGUUUCAACGUACAACCUCACAGCCACAAAGGAUAUUCCAAUUGUUGGAAGACACCAAUUUACUGAUAUCUAUUAUAAACAGAAUCGGCGACAACGAUUUGACUGUCGCAGAAUGCGCAAUGAACAUAGUAAAGAAAAUUGGUGGAGAUCCAAAUGGUUUGCAUAUUCUCUACAAGGGCGAACUUUUGCGAACGUUUGCCAGGCUGCUGCAGAAAGACACCAUCAGCUUUCGCGUUUACGAGGUCAUCGUGGAUAUAGCCAAAACAUCCAGGAUAGCUUUGGAAGUAUCCGCUCAGUCAGGUUUCCUAAAUAGUUUAAUCAGUGUGCUGGAUGAUGAAGAUGUGUUGCUUCAGUUGAACGCCUUGGAGAUACUAACGCAGUUAGCCAUAUUCGAGGAGGGUCUCAGCUAUCUGGAGCAACAAGAAGUCCUGAGUAAGCUGGUGCAAAAGAUCGCGCAGGCCAAUGAGAAUUCCUUGUCGAAUUUGUUGAUCCCUGGUCUGAUGAAGUUCUUUGGCAACGUCGCGCGACACUGGCCUAACGAGCUGUUCUCCAAGUAUCCAGUGAUCAUCUCCGCGUUGUUCGAAGUGAUCGACAGCGGGGAUCAGACUCUGCUGGGUCCCGCGUUGGACACUUUGGGGUUUGUGUCCGCGAGCGUCGAAGGUAAGUAUGCGCUGCAGGCACUGGGAGAUGCAAUGAUCGGCGCUCUCAAGACGAUCGGCGAGAUCGUGCAGAGGAUGCCCACUGGCUUGAGAAUUCGCGGCCUGAACAAUCUCACUCUUAUACUCGAAGUCAAGAGGGCCGAACAGGACAACAGAAUUCUCUCCUUGACGAAGCUGUGGUUUGACUCACUAUGUGAUGAUCCGUUGGGUAUGAUCGUGGCGAUAUGCAGACAGCCGUUCGCCGAUAUCAGACAAGCCGGCUUGGAGGUGCUGGCGGUGGUCGGCUCUCAAGUAUGGGGGCAGGAGUACAUAUCGACUUAUCCGGGCCUGGUAGAGUUCUUGUUGGACAGAAGCGUCGAGACGUUUAAAGACUGCAUAGACGCCAAGUUCGAGGUUGUGAAACGCUUGUCUCAGGCGGAGCAGCAUGUGUUUGACGCGGAUACUAUGCAGAAAUUCAAGCAGUUCGUUAACGAGGGUCCAUACUUUGUCGACUUUAACAGGGAAAUCGCGAUAGAGGGUGCUUUGUAAGAGAGGCAGGAAUAAUUUCUCGCAUUAUUACUCGAUGUUAUUAUAAUAUUAAAGAUUAUAUGACAUGUAACAUAAUAAUGUAACUACAGUCGCUGCAAGGAGCGGAUUAGUAUUUAUUCUUUGUCUCAUUAUAAGAGAUUGAUCAUCGAGACGUCGUGUUGGUCGUCGUGGAAAAAGUGCGCUUUCUCCAUGACUCUUCCGCAUUUAUUGGUAAAAGCACAUACUGAAACUCCUGCAUUUACUAUCUUCUUCUCGCAAAAGGAAUACUCAUUAAUAAUUCGGGCUCUGUUAAAAUUGUGUUGGGAAUUUUAUAAAAAGAGAAAUAAUUUAUUUCACAUUCUAACCGUAUAUAGAGAAAAGUCGUUGAUAUACAUUUGAGAUAAAUCAAACAAGUGCGUGGUAUUGAUACAGCAUGUAUGUAAUAUUAUAGCAUGUUUGCAAUGUUUUACCAUUGGUUCGCAUAUUUUUACGUAAAACUUAUACAUAUACCUAUAUAUUAUAUAUAUAUAUAUAU